Molecule: messenger RNA, 3222 nt
Organism: Mya arenaria
Lineage: Eukaryota; Metazoa; Mollusca; Bivalvia; Myida; Myidae
Product: nucleoporin NUP42-like
Exons: 8
Coding region: 72-1460 (462 amino acids)
Molecular function (GO): metal ion binding
Source: RefSeq, a predicted model, not a curated record
AAAAGUUGUUGUCUGCUACUUUUGUUUCUUGAGAAAGUGAAAUAUUUUUUUUUUACAUUUUACAAGAAACAAUGGUGGUUUGUCGUUUCUUUUUGGGUGGAAAUUGUAGAUAUGGAGAUAAAUGUUGGAAUGAACAUCCGAGUGGAGGAAAUCAAGGGUACCAAACUACAGCCCAGCGUCAGUUGUUUGGUGGUGGCCGAAAGACUAACAAUCAGUACCAAUGGCGAGCAUCAGAUUCUCAACAAGCCGCUCCUUCCGCAGCCAGUACCUCAAGCAACAAUCAACUAAGCCCUGCAGACAUUGUGAGAGCAUUGUCUGCAGAGAUCACCAGCAUGUGGGAGGCAGGGAAAAUGUGGCCAUUCUCCUGCAUGGGCUUUGAGAAGGACAUGCCAUCUUUACCAGGUUUGACAGACAUUUCCAUGGAGGAGAUGCGGCAUGAAGCAUAUGAUGCUUUGAAACAAGGCAACAUUCAGCCAUAUGUUCAAAAGGUGGAAUGUACUUUAAAUGAGGUGCUUGCAAAGAGACAAGAGCUGAAGAAUCCUGGCAUGUCCUCAAAGCAGACUCUGAUUGUGUUUAUUGAUGACUGCAGACGGAAGCAAGCUUCAAGCUCAAGUGGGCAAGUGUCAUUGUUCAGUGAUUCUAGUGGUGGAGGUUUAUUUGGAUCAGGAAAAGAAGGGUCUGGAUUAUUUGGACAAAAUCCGGCAAGCUCACAAGCACCUGGUCCAUUUGGUGCAAGUAGCUCUUCAAUUGGAGGUGUUGGCUCUUCAUUUGGAGCUGGAAGCUCUCCUUUCGGAGCAGGGAGCUCUACAUUUGGAAGUUUUGGUGCUGCUGGUAAUGGAGGUGGGCAGACAGCAUUUGGACAGGCGGCAGCUCCACCAAGUGGCCUUUUUGGAGCCACAGGCUCCGGUUUGCAACCAAGUCUCCCACCACCUGCAUUUGGACAGGCUGAAUCACAAUCUUUGUUUGGCAAAACUGAUCAGUCAUCUCAGCCAGCAUUUGGGCAAUCAGCUUUUGGCCAAACUCAGAACACUACAUCUGCUGGUUUAUUUGGCAAAGCAGGUACUGAAACACCACAGGCUCCAACAAAUUCUCUAUUUGGUAAACCAGUUGGUUCUCCAUUUGGAGGCAAUGCAUUUGGUUCCACUCAGACAGCGACAACACAACAGAGUGCUAACCCAUUUGGAAGUGCAAACCUUGGUCAAAGUUCAGGCUUUGGAAGUACUCAGCCACUUCCAGCCCCUAGCGGUUUUGGUGCCUCUAGCCAACCAUCAUCGACAGUAGGUGGUGCAGCUCCAGUUACAGCUGCAGCAACAUCAGGUGCGACAGGUCAAGCAAUGGUGGAUAGUUUAUAUACACCUAUUGAGCAACUCACAGAUGAAGAAAAACAGCAAUUCGCUGCACAGACAUUUACAGUAGGAAUGAUUCCCACAAAACCACCACCUAAGGAAAUGUGCUUUUGAUUGUUCACAUGGGCUAUUGUAUUGAAUGUAAAUGUGUUCGUAAAACUCAUGAACUACAUGACGCAAUGAUAUUUCCGUAAUAGUUUGUCAAUUUCAUUGUUUACCAAAGUCAUUUGGAAAAGAGAAUUUGUCUAUAGACAUUAUGUGUUAAACAUUAAUUAAUCAUGCAACAGCCUAUAAAUAUACAUAAAAAUGUAAUUUAUAAUGUACAUGGAUUCACUGUAAUGAAUGAAAAUUAGCUAGGAUAUCUUGAUUGGAAUGCAAUUUGAAAGUAGCAUUGUCAUUUUUUUCACAUAAUCAAAUAUAAAACUUUUCUGGAAAUUGUUGUAAAUCAUAUCAAGGUAUUAAGUUUUGAUAUAAAACUAAUUUUGAAACAUAAAAUGUCUUUGUUAUUGUUGAUGGGAUUUCAUUUAUACACACCUAUUGAGCAACUCACAGAUGAAGAAAUCACAAUCUCAGCUAGCAUUUGGGCAAUCAGCUUUUGGCCAGAGCAACUCACAAAUGAAGAAAUCACAAUCUCCGCCAGCAUUUGGGCAAUCAGCUUUUGGCCAGAGCAACUCACAAAUGAAGAAAUCACAAUCUCAGCCAGCAUUUGGGCAAUCAGCUUUUGGCCAAACACAGACCACUACAUCUGCUGGUUUAUUUGGCAAAGCAGGUACUGAAACCUGUACCCACACUACACACACUGUAAGUGCACUUGCAAUGCUAGCAAAUAUCAAAAUAUGCACAAGUCCGAACCGUGGCCUCCAUGGCCUAGAUAUGUAAAAGAGCUAGGGUAUCGCAUCAGGACUUCCUUGUAUCCCACCACUGUCUAUUUCGGUUGCUGUCCCUUCAGCAAAAACAAAGGACCCAGUUGGAAAUAAGUGCUUGCUUUUUCACAGGUUAUCCUUGACCACAAGGUCUAAAAAAAUACACAUUUAAACUUCACAUAAUUGAAGAGGAACUUAGGAACGUGUGUCAUGUUUUUGAUCUCAUUUUCACUUUUGGAAGUCAAUUAUAUACACUAUAGAUUUCAUACAAGAAUUUUUCUAUCAGCCAUAAUGUUUAUUUUAUUGAAUCUAGGUCAAUAUGAUGAUAAAACUAGAUUAUUAUCCCCAGCCUAAUCGAAGGUUUUUCUAUUUUUAAACAACGUGAACUUAGAUGAAUUUCUGGUCAAAUGGCGUUAUACGCCAAUGGUGGGUCUUUCCGUAGGACGAACAUCCUCGUUCUGGGAUUGACCUCCACUAAAAAAAUGGAAAAACCAAACCAACUCGGUAACUAUUUUAUUUCUUAAUUGGUAGAGACAUUUAAAGUUACCGAAACUAUUUGGAUUUGUCAUUUGUCUUACAGCCAGUUAUUGUAAAAUUACGGGGACUUUUUAUAGUACCAUACGAUAUGUCCUUAUAUGACAUAUGACGCGUAUAUAGUGUAUUGUCAUCACAUUAACGCCUCUUGUGUUAUGGGACAAUCGUUGUUAAAACAAGAAAAACGAAUUUUAAACACAACAACAGAGUUGAAGGCAAAAUAUGUGUUCUUAUACUUAUUCAACAACAAAACAUCGAAUAUUCGAAUAUCGAUUUUGACAUUCGAAUACCAAACGUUUGAUCGAAUAUUCGUUUGCAUCCCUGCUUUAUACUAUGCUGUACUUUUUACUCUGAUAUACGCCUACAAUAUAAUAUUUCAGGAUCAUGGAAUACAUUGAAUACAUUUGUCAAGAUAAUGUCAUCAAAUGCUUGUAUAACUUUAAGACGUUUGGCUAAAUUCAUAUACCAUGCUAUGUUGA